Messenger RNA from Selaginella moellendorffii, 1717 nucleotides. Its product is annotated as receptor-like protein 51. The record is from RefSeq and is a predicted model, not a curated record. NCBI's taxonomy places the organism in Eukaryota, Viridiplantae, Streptophyta, Lycopodiopsida, Selaginellales, Selaginellaceae. The transcript has a single exon. The coding region runs from base 104 to 1663 and encodes 519 amino acids. Gene Ontology annotation, molecular function: protein binding.
AGAGGAAGAGAGAGAGUGAGAGGGAGAGAGAGCUCUGGCCUGGCCCUGGAGCUCUUCUUUAGGUCAUAGCCUCUCUUCCUCUCGAUCGAGCUCGAGCUCGAGCAUGGAUGUAACAGCAAUGCAGGUAAGCUCCAUCCUCCUCGCCCUCCUCUCGAUCGCGGCCUCCACUCGAGCCGCCUCGCCGUCUCACCACCACAAUGCCGCCGCUGCCCCAGCGCCAGAGGUAAGCUCUAGCAUUCCCCCGCUUGCGUCCCCGCGCAAAUCUCCAAUCCCAAUCCUCGGAUCCCCAGCUCCAGCGCUUCCAGCCACUCCAUCGCCCGUUUCUCCGGUCCCCACCUCCUCGCCAGCGGCAGCGCGAAAGCCCACAUCGCCAUCUCCAGCCCCGGAAGAAGAACCUCUGCCACCAUCGCCACUGCUAGCUCCCUCCAGUCCUCCACCUUCAAACGCCACAGCUCUGGAUCCCGACCAGCUCAAAGCUCUCAGAUCUCUCAAGGUUCCCAUUCGCGACCCGGAUAACAUCUGCGCUCCAUAUCCAGACACCCCGUUCCAGUGCGACCAGGGGUACCCGACCCGCCACCUCGUCUCCCUCGCGCUUAGCUACUGCCCGGAGGAGUCCGUGCUCUCCAAGGAAGCGCUCGACGCCCUCGCCACCACCUUGAAGUCCCUCUCCUUCCUCCACUGCCCAAUGCCGGCGAUUGCCUUCCCCGCCCAGAUGACGAGCUCGCUCGAGUCGCUCAGCAUCGUCUCCAGCCUCGGCCGCGAGACAACCUCGGACGAUCUUACCACCACCAAUUCAGCAAUCACCGGCGUGUGGCUCGCCAGGUUCCACAGGCUCUCGCGGCUGGAGGUCCGGGACAUCGUCGUCAAUGCAUCGGGCCUGGCGAUCAUCCUCUCUAACAUGACGGGCUUGCGCGAGCUGUCGAUCUCCAACACCACCCUCGGCGGUCACCUCGUGCGCUCCUGGCCGGCCAACCUCACCUUGCUCGAUCUCUCCAACAAUCGCAUCCAGGGAGGCCUUCCCAGCCUCUUCGGCCAGCUCCUGCGCUUGGAGACCAUGGAUCUGGGUGGCAACAACAUCUCCGGCCACCUCCCGGAGUCUCUCGGCCACCUCCGCAGCGUCCGGAAGCUUGUUCUUAGCAGCAACGCGCUCUGGGGGCCGAUCCCAAAGUCGUUCGCCAACCUGACGUCCCUGGCGUACCUCGACAUGAGCGGCAACAAGAUCAACGGGAGCAUCCCCGAGGCUCUAGCCGAUCUCCCCAGCAUCCGCUACGUGGAUCUGCGCAACAACGAUCUGGAUGGGAUGCUGCCGCUAAACAGCUCCUCGAUCCAGCGCAUGAACAGCUUCCGGGUGGCCGGGAAUCCAUCCCUUUGCUACAACUCCUCCGCCACCUCGUCCAAGCUCGUUCUUGGGCUUGCGAAAUGCGACGAGGAUGGGAAUCCUAUUGUGCCAUCUUCGUCGCCCUCGUCUUCCUCGGGCUCUUCAUCUUCCACUUCGCCGUGGGGCGAUUCUUCUUCCGGAGAGCACCAUAGCUCCUCCUCGAGCGUGCACAAGAGCAGUGGCGUGAAGAAGACGGUGUGGGCGAUUGCAACUGCUCUGGGAGCGAUUUUCUUGUUUAUCGUUAUUGUUGUAGCAUUGUCGAGAUGGUGCAAGAACAAGGGCUGAUCUGCGAGUAUGCCAUAUAAGAAUGGUUAUUGAUACAAACAAAAUUGAUUUUCA